Molecule: messenger RNA, 675 nt
Organism: Micropterus dolomieu (smallmouth bass)
Lineage: Eukaryota; Metazoa; Chordata; Actinopteri; Centrarchiformes; Centrarchidae
Product: junction plakoglobin-like
Exons: 7
Coding region: 1-675 (224 amino acids)
Biological process (GO): cell adhesion; positive regulation of transcription by RNA polymerase II
Cellular component (GO): catenin complex; adherens junction
Molecular function (GO): transcription coactivator activity; alpha-catenin binding; protein phosphatase binding
Source: RefSeq, a predicted model, not a curated record
AUGAGUGCAGUGCAUGGGGCAACAGUUGGUCUGAUCCGGAACCUGGCGCUGUGCCCGGCCAAUCAGGCGCCGCUGAGGGAGGCAGGUGCUAUUCCAAGAUUGGUCAACCUGCUGCUGAAGGCUCACCAGGACACACAGAGACAUGCCUCCUCCGCACAGCAGACAUACCAGGAUGGUGUUCGUAUGGAGGAAAUAGUAGAGGGUUGCACAGGAGCGCUUCACAUUCUGGCCAGAGACCACAUAAACAGGGGAGAAAUCGCCAGCAUGCAAACCAUACCUCUGUUUGUACAGCUGCUGUACUCGUAUGUGGAAAACGUGAAGCGAGUAUCAGCGGGUGUCCUGUGCGAGCUGGCCCUGGACAAACAGUCUGCAGAGCUCAUCGAUGCAGAGGGAGCCUCUGCACCCCUCAUGGAGCUGCUGCACUCCAACAACGAGGGAAUCGCCACCUACGCUGCAGCGGUGCUGUUCCGAAUUUCGGAGGACAAGAGUUCAGAUUACAGGAAGAGAGUGUCAGUGGAGCUCACACACUCACUUUUCAAACACGACCCUGCUGCCUGGGAAAUGGCCCAUACUGCAGUUCCUUUGGAGCCUACAUACCUAGCUGAUGAUGAGGCUGCAAACUGCAAACCAGAGUUGGUGGUGUUCUGUCUCGAUGACUAUAACUCCCCCCCUUAA